AUGAAACUGUUACUUUCUCUAUCUUUAUCAUCCCAAAGUUCUUUUCGUGAGCCUACUUCGAAAUAUUGGCUCCAAGCACAAGAAACACAUAAUUUUAUUGUUGAGAAUUUACUAACUCGUUAUAACAGUUACAGAGUCAAUACGACUGAUCAAACGAAUACUGCUUAUGAAUGGUACAGUGCCAGUCAAAUUUAUGCAGAUGCUGCCAUGAUUCAAGCUGGUGAUACACGAUAUGUUCCGUACAUGAAUAAUACUGAUGUCUGGAUGAAUAAUAUGUGGGAUAUGUCGAGUAGCAUCGGUGGUUAUUAUUCAACUGCAAAUAUUGAUGGAACCGGUAGUGUAGGUGAUAAAUAUGCUGAUGAUAAUAGUUUAACAGGUGUUGUCUAUCUGAAUGCCUACGAUGUGAGCACUGGUACCGAAAGAGUUAACUAUCUGAAUUCAGCAAAAGCUUGUGCAAACUGGCUGAUAUAUAGUGAUCAAUGGGAUUCUAUUUACGGUGGUGGAUUUUGGUGGAGUACAGCUAAAGAAAGUAAGCCAACGCAAACUAAUGGUUUAGCACUGCAAUUAUUCUUGCGACUCUAUCAAUUGACGGGCGAACCUUUAUAUCGUGACUGUGCCUAUUCUGUGAGAGACUGGCUGAUGAAAGAAAUGUUUGAUACCACAACCGGUUUGUAUAUUUGGAAAAUUGACGGUCCAGGCGUAGGCAUCAAACACACUGAAAAGUUCACCUAUGAUAAUGCUAUUAUGAUUGAAGCAUUCUUGCUCUAUGCUCAGAUUAUUGGAGAUUACAGCUACAUCACAAAAGCACAAGCAUUAGGCACUAAGAUGAAUACUAUUCUCUGGAAUAACGUCUAUCGUGUCUACUUAUUUAAUAGUAUAAGCAAACGAAUUAAUCCGGCAUGGUGUGGAUGGGCAUCCCAAGCUAUGAUAUUACUCUAUCUGGCUGAUGGUAAUACUGCUUGGCUCGAUUACGCUCAGCAAAAUAUUGAUUAUAUGAAUUUGAAACUGAGAAACUCGACGAAUAAUGGCUAUUAUGCUUUUUGCGAUAUUGAUGGAAGUGGUGUCGAUACAAGGCAUGAAGGUGUUGAUCAAGCAUGGAUGCAGCGCGUGCAAGUGCUCUUGUCAAACUUUAGAUAA
This is a messenger RNA of Adineta steineri, 1137 nucleotides long. NCBI's taxonomy places the organism in Eukaryota, Metazoa, Rotifera, Eurotatoria, Adinetida, Adinetidae. The record is from the annotation of a GenBank genome assembly.